AUACAGCGAAUACUUAAUCACGAUUCACUUGAUACGAAUUUAAAUCACGAACUUUAUUGUUUGUAACAACGCAAAGAUUUUAUUAAAUGUCAUCACAUGUCAAUUUUUUGCGAGGAGAAAAAAUGGCAUCCAAUUCUGAUUCUAAAAUUAAUCAGCAUGCUGGUGGCGAUCAACAGGAGAGGGAUGUUAUAUUAUCAUCUAUAGAAGAUAAACUCUAUGAUUUAAUUAACGAGAAGGGCGAUACGUCUAAUUCAAUUACAAAGGAAUUAAUUGCCAGAGAAUCAGAGCACAAUAUUGUACAGAAUUCUGAACCAGCAACGCAAUCUUCGUACACAUUGUCGACAAUAAUGAACACCAGAGACAGCUAUGAUGAUGAUGGCAAGAUAAGAAGUACAGAAUCUUCUGAUAGUGAAAUUCUUCUUAUCGACGAAGGUAUAUAUUGGCCAUGUACUUAUAAUGCUGAAAAUAUUGGGUCUAAUGCAGAUUCCAAUAUUGAGAAUAAAAACCAUAGCAUCGAUAAUGCUAUGGUGAAUGAACUGUUAAGAGGACAAUACAACUCUACUAUUGAUAAAAGAUUGCCGGAAACUGUGACAUUAUUGACGACCCCAGAUGGAGGAAAAUUAUACUUAGUAGGCACAGCACAUUUCAGUAUUGAAAGUCAAAAUGAUGUAUCAAAGGUUAUACAAGCUGUACAGCCUCACAUAGUUGUAGUUGAAUUGUGCAGAGCCAGAGUUGGUAUACUACAACUUGAUGAAGAAGUUAUGUUUCGUUAUGCCAAAAACAUUGAUUACAAGACUAUCAUGGAUACUAUUAAGAGAGAAGGACUUUAUAAUGGUUUACUACAUAUCUUACUGCUAAGAAUGGCAGCACAUGUUGCCAAGCAACUUGGUAUGCCACCCGGUGGUGAAUUCCGAAGAGCAUUUGAGGAGGCAAAAAAGGUGCCCAAUUGUAUCGUUCAUCUGGCCGAUCGACCAAUUAACAUAACAAUGCAACGCGCGAUACGUUCAUUAUCUUGGUGGCAGACUAUAAAAUUAGGGUGGCAUUUGGCAAUAAUGAAGGAUCCUAUUACUCAGGAGGAUGUCGAGCUCUGUAAACAACGAUCGAUGUUGGAUGAAAUGAUCGCUAGCAUGAAGGAACAAUUCCCGGUGUUGGGAGAAGUGUUUGUCAAAGAGAGGGAUAUUUAUUUGACGAAUUCUCUGCAGUUAGCCUGCUUGCCUCAUCGCACUUCUAAUCGUACUUAUGAGCCAGCGCGAGUUGUAGGAAUCGUCGGCCUAGGACAUACACCGGGGAUUAUCGAGAAUUGGGGUAAAGUCAAACCCGCCGAUAUACCGCCUAUCAUGAGCGUACCACCACCGUCAUUGUCGGGUAAAAUCCUAAAGUUGACCAUUAAGGCGUCUGUUCUCGGUGCUGUAAUAUACAUAGGCUACAAGGUCGUAGCUGUACCCGCUGCUACUACUUUCCAAACUAUCAAGUCAUCGGUCGAGGGACUUUUAAAGAUCCGAAAUACUUCGGCAACAUUGGACGUUACGUCAAUCACAGCUGCAAUCCCAAUUCUAGGCUUAUUCCAGUCAGAGUAGAAGGAAUCACACCUCGAUUAUGCGUGUUUGCAUCUAGAGAUAUAGAGAACGGGGAGG
Molecule: messenger RNA, 1634 nt
Organism: Nylanderia fulva
Lineage: Eukaryota; Metazoa; Arthropoda; Insecta; Hymenoptera; Formicidae
Source: RefSeq, a predicted model, not a curated record